GACAACAAUUUCCUUACGGACGAAGGACCCAGUUCUUCCAGAACUCUCCAUCCGAUGGAGUAGGCAUGUGCUGCGUCUACUCCCCCGCCACCGUCUCCACGACCUCGUCGCAGCGAGGUCAGAUCGUGUCGUCGGAUCGGCCGCCCUCCUACGCCGCCGACGCCCCGCUGCGCUCCGAUGAGGGGUUCGACGGCAGGGCGGCCAAUCCCUCUCGCGCGAGGCGCGGGCGCGGGCGCGGCGGCGGAGAUGGCGAGCCCCCGCCGCGUUCCCCGACCCCGAUCGUGAACACCGACGGGAAAUUCGAUGGCAGGGCGGCCAAACGCCGUCGCGCGGAGUCCGGCGGCGGUGUCGGCAUCGGCGACGCGGCGGCCCAGGACCGCAUCGGCGAACUCCCGGACGCGAUCCUGCUGUGCAUCCUCUCCUAUCUCCCGCUCCGCGACGCCGCCCGUUCGACAGCGCUCUCUUUGCGGUGGCGCCGCCUGUUCGACCAGUAUCUCCUCGACUUCAACGCGUGCCAGCCGUUCCCGCCGGAGGCGGGCCGCGGCUGCGAGUGGUUCAUCCGCGCCGUGGACUCCAUCCUCGCCUCGCGCCGCCACAUCCGCAUCCGCAGCUUCCGCUUCGUGAUGUAUGGGCAGGGAUUCAUCAACCGCAUGGGCGUCGUCAGCGGCUGGUUCCCCGUCCUCGCGACCUGCGGUGUCCGAGAAGUCGACGUGGACAUGUUGUACACAGUCUGGAGGCCGACCCUCCCAGCGUCGCUCCUUCAGCUCGCCUCCCUCGAAACCCUGAGACUAUGCUUCUGCGACCUUCCCAAGGAAGCGGAGGUGGACGCGCUGCGGCUCCCCGCCCUCAAGACGCUUCGCCUGUCCAAUGUCCGAACGUCCCAGGACGCCCUGCAGGGGAUGCUUGCUCAUUGCCCAUCCCUGGAGUGCGCAAAGCUCAAGAACAUCACCGGGGUCAAGCAAAUCCGCCUCCGGUCCAAGAGCCUGAUACGGUUGUACGGCGACUUGGGCUACUUGAGUGAGCUCGUUGUCGAGGACGCCCCGAGCCUUGAAGAACUGGUAGGCAUCCAUUUGCCGAGUGGCAGAGCGACGGUGAAAAUUAUUUCCGCCCCCAAGCUGCAGGUGCUUGGGUACUUGGGGAAGAACGUCGGGCCUCUCGUGCUGCGUGAUACCGUUUUCCAUGGAGGUAUCUUGCAGUCCACUACCCUGAUGUGCAGCGUGAAGACCUUGGCCAUCCAAGUGCCCUUCUCAGAGAAGGGACAUACCAUCUUCGUUGCUCAGUUGCUCAAAUGCUUCCCAUGCCUUGAGGAGCUCCAUGUCGAGGCAGAUAGUCGAUCAAUUUCGCAGCGGGUUACUCCUGAAUCAUGGGACACGACAACUUCUAUCCGGUGCAUCGAGCAUUCGCUCAACAAAUUGGUGUUCGAGGAUUUUGGAGGAGAAAUGUGCCAGUGGGGCUUUCUGACUUUUAUGCUUGAGAUGGCUAAAACUCUUAAGGUCGUCGAGCUCUACUGUUUGAAAGGCGAAGACUGUGCCAGUAGACUAAUAAAUAUUCUAAGCAGCAUAAAUAGAGUCUGCCAGGACAUGGAGUUCCUGUUCUUCACAAGUUGUGAGCCAGUCAAUGGUCUCUACUUGUGCCAUUGCUGUCCCCGGCGGUGCCAGAAUGAAAACAGAGUUUCGCUGAUGGAUACUCUGAAGCACCAGAAAAAAUAGAAGGUGAUUGCAAUCUGAAAAUCCCUAUUGUCGUCAGAUGCUUCUAAGUUGUCAUCUUGUGUCAGAAUCCGAGAAUUGUUCAUUUUAGUUUACUGGAAUAGAAAAAGAAUCUGCAGGCUGGAUUGGCUGUACCGUAGCAGGCUGGUUGGCUGGAAUUAUUUUUCCUAGAACACAAUUAGCUGGACUUCUUGUUGGAUGUGUAUCGCUCGUACUGUUUAUAAUAUAAUCAUAACAUAAUGGUGUAGCAUUUUGAUAUCUUUGCACCGUAGUUCAAGUUCA
Triticum dicoccoides is the source of this 1988-nucleotide messenger RNA. RefSeq names its product putative FBD-associated F-box protein At5g53635. The coding region runs from base 66 to 1709 and encodes 547 amino acids. Gene Ontology annotation, molecular function: protein binding. The record is from RefSeq and is a predicted model, not a curated record. The transcript is spliced from 3 exons. NCBI's taxonomy places the organism in Eukaryota, Viridiplantae, Streptophyta, Magnoliopsida, Poales, Poaceae.